AUGGUCUGUGGAAACCCCAAAGGCCCCCCACACCCGGUCUCCAUUAAUGGAAAACUCUUGAUUCCGCUCAGCGCCGGGCACCGGGUCUGUGAGCCGCCUCCCCAUCCAAAGCCCGCGGCAGGCGUUCGCCCGGAGCGAGGCGCGGGGACCGCGGGAUGCCAGCAGUCGCCGCACGGGUCCAGGGCGUGGCGUCCCGGGGACGCCAAGGCGGAUCCCACCGGCCGCCCGCUUACCUGCAAGGCCAGCUGUUGGCUGCCGGCGCCCGCCAGGCUGCGGUGGGAGCGAGAGCGGCGCGCCUGCGCGCACCGGGGGGCGGGCUCGUUCCCAGCCCGCAGGCCUGAGCCGCCAGGGCCGCGGGGUUUCACCCGCCUCCUGGCAGUGCUUGCCGAAUUGCCCCUUCUCCCAGGACCGGUUAAGGCGAAGUGGGUCGAGAUUUUUGAGUUCUGGCGACCUCAGAGCCGGGAGAGCGAGCCUCAGGGACCUCCAUCUGGCUGGUGGGUACCAGGCAAGAUUGCACCGCCACAAGCACCCAGUUCGAGUAGCUGUUCCCACCACGCCUGCCCCGCACUGGAGAGGAGGAGCUUCGAGCUUCGGAAAACUCCCCUAGGGAGAAGGACGUGUGCAACCGGAGGGCAGGAAGCCUCGGACCACACGGGGUCUGGUCGUGGGCUUGCCUGGCAUGAAGGACCUCAGCUGCGUACUGCCCUGCCACUGGCCGGUGGUGUGACCUGGGAACAUGAGCUCACCCUCCUGGUCUCCCAUUUGAACACUGUCUUUUCAGUAGGAUUCCGUGGUGUUUUGAUCAAGUUCAUCGUGAUUAGUUUCCCUAACUCGUCUCUCCACCCGACCUCUCAACUUUUACUGGUUUUUGUAACACAAUAGCUGUCCCUAUUGGUGCUGCAGCUGUAACUUCACAUAGACUUGGGAAGUCAGGAGACUCAGGCUUUCAAGGGAAGAGAAUGCACGGUUUGGGUGUUCCCAGCACCUAGUACAGAAAAAGAACAGCGGUCUGUUUGCCUUAGGCUGAAGCCACCAGCCACCUCAGGCUCCAGGUGAAACAUGGUUCCCAUCCAGUUGUGGGUAAGUUCUCCCAAUUGCUGUGAUCAACAGCU
This is a messenger RNA of Nannospalax galili (Upper Galilee mountains blind mole rat), 1112 nucleotides long. RefSeq lists its product as uncharacterized. NCBI's taxonomy places the organism in Eukaryota, Metazoa, Chordata, Mammalia, Rodentia, Spalacidae. The transcript is spliced from 3 exons. Bases 1 to 882 code for a protein of 293 amino acids. The record is from RefSeq and is a predicted model, not a curated record.